This is a messenger RNA of Wickerhamiella sorbophila, 699 nucleotides long. RefSeq names its product Broad-range acid phosphatase DET1. Lineage: Eukaryota; Fungi; Ascomycota; Dipodascomycetes; Dipodascales; Trichomonascaceae. The record is from RefSeq and is a predicted model, not a curated record. The coding region runs from base 1 to 699 and encodes 232 amino acids. The transcript has 2 exons. Gene Ontology annotation, molecular function: phosphatase activity.
AUGAUGAAGCCGAGACUGAUUAUUAUUGUCAGGCAUGGAGAGUCUGAAGCCAACUGCGAUAAGAGCGUCAAUGGGCACACCCAGAACCAUAUGGUGCUGUUAACUAGCCGGGGUCGGACCCAGGCAAAAGAAGCUGGCGAGGAGAUUGCCCAGAUGAUUAGGCCGGGCGAAAACGUUCGUGUCUACCGGUCACCAUAUAUGCGUACUCGUCAGACGGAAGAAGAGAUUCGAUUGGUUUUGCGAAAUCACGGGAUCAAACCGAGCGUCAUCGAGGAACCUCGACUAAGGGAACAGGACUUUGGAAACUUUCAAAACGCCCAGCGGAUGACGGAUAUUAUGAAGGAGCGUAGCAUAUACGGGUCAUUUUUCUAUCGCAUUUUCAAUGGCGAGUCUGCCGCGGACGUUUACGACCGCUGCGCAAGCUUUUGCAAUUCACUGUACAGACAUUUCACCAUCCACGAGCCCGAUGUGGUGAUUUUGGUCUCUCAUGGCAUUUGGGGCCGGGUAUUUUUAAUGAAAUGGUUCAAAUGGAACUACGAGUAUUUUGAAAACCUCAAAAACCUUCAGCAUUGCGUUCCUAUCGUUAUGGAACGCAAGGACUCGCAUUAUGCGCUAUUGAGCGACCUAGAAACAUGGGAAGAUCAGCAGCCUACGUCCAGUACAAAUAAGGGGACCAGCCCCGAUAUCACAACAAUUUAA